AUAUAAGGUCCGAUUCGUAUUCUAAACAAAAAUUCGUCUGAAGAUGAGGCGACGAAUUAGAGUUUCGUUCUUGCUCCUCUUUACUGUAUUGGCUUUUUUCAGCGUUGGUGACGCUUCCACUGACAAUACAAUAGCUGAAGAAGCUUCUGGAAAUGGAGUUGUUGAAGCUACUCUUGGUUUAAUUAAUUAUGCAUGUAUCUUUCCCGAUGACAAACUUUUUGCUAGGAGAGUCGCCUAUGUUGAAACCAAUGACGGACUUCAUCCAAGAACUUUCAGGAAGGGAUAUUACGGCGGUAUUUGGCAGGUUGAUAAAGAAAUGUUAGAGAAGACUCAAUCAUUUCUAUCUUCGUUCAUCCUCGGCCGUUAUAUUGACAGAGUAAAAGCAAAAUUUGGAAUAUCUUGGCAUAAAGUUCAAUGGGAAGAUCUUACUAAACCAUUAUAUUCCGCCCUUGUAUCCAGAAUGUACGUUGUCUAUAAAACUAGGGGUGGUCGAGUACCUAGAUCCAUUGAAGAGCAGGCUAAAUUUUGGGUUAAAAACUAUAGAAAGGAUGGAGCUGAAAAUCGUUUUGUUAAAGAUGCCUUAACUUUAGAAAGAGGUUGCACAACCACAUUAGGACCCGACAUGGUAUUUGUUAUCGAUGGUUCGGGAAGUGUAAGUCUAAGAAAUUUCAGACAAAUGAAGAACUUCGUUAAAAACGUUGUAAAAGGUUUUGAUAUUUCGAGCAAGAGAACUCAGAUCAGUCUGAUUAAGUACAGCACAAGUGUAAAAACAGAAUUUUCUUUGAACAGUUAUUCGAAUAAAAGACAAGUAUUAAAUGCAAUUGAAAAAAUCACCUAUCAAGGUGGUGGUACUAACACUCACGCCGCUCUCAACAAGGUUGGUGAUGAAUUCCAACCGGAGAAAGGAGCACGAGAAGGAAGAGCCAGAAUAGUAGUUAUCUUAACGGAUGGUAGAAGUAAUCAUCCAGCGUUAACUGCAAUUUCCGCUGCCAGAUUACAUAAAAAAGAUAUAACUAUUUUUGCCGUUGGUAUUGGAUCAAAGAUUGAUUUGGAAGAACUAAGAGUCAUAGCUAGUGAUCCUUACUGCUAUCAUGCUACUUUGUUAAAAGGUUUCGACGAAGUUGAAAGUCUUAAGUACGCUAUUGAAAAGAGAACUUGCGAUGCUCCUAUAAUAAUUAAUCCUGGUAACAACGGAGUUACUCUUCCCGGAUUGUUACCUCCUAAUACCGAUCAAAAUUGCUUGAUAAGAAUGCCAUCAUCAGGAGUUACGGUUAAACUCCAGGCGGAUAAGAGUACAACUUCCUACUCUUUCUCUCGAUCAGUCUAUCCUAAUGAAGAUUUUAACGAUGCUCUAAUAAUAGCUGAACCUGGAAAAAUAGCGUCAUUGUAUAUACCCGGCAAUCACAAGAAUAUCUUUUGUAAUAUUAAGGGAAAUAACACAAAUAUAAUAGUUGAUUUUCUCCCUGGAAAACAAGAUUUUUGCUCGAAUAAUCCAUGUAAGAAUGGCGGACUAUGUGUUGAUCAAGGUCAAGAUUAUACAUGUCAAUGUCCUGAAGGAUUUAAUGGUAAACAUUGCGAAUUAGUAAUUGAUUAUUGCAAAUCAAGGCCUUGUUUAAAUAAUGGUACUUGCUCAGCAUUGCCAGGAUCUUUCGUUUGUUCCUGUCCAAUUAAUUACAAUGGACCUACUUGUGAAAAUAGAAUAGAUAAUUGCAAGAUUAACAGAUGUCAGCAUGGUAAAUGCGUUAGUACACCAAAAGGUUAUCAAUGUAUAUGUGAUCAGGGAUGGCUAGGAGAAUUCUGCGAUAAACCUGUUAAUCCUUGUUCAACACAACCUUGUGAGAGUGGGUUAUGCGAACCAUUACCUUCUGGAUCUUACCAAUGUAUCUGUGAUCCCGGUUUUACCGGUCAACACUGUGAUAUUGAUAUCGACGAAUGCGCGUCUAAACCUUGUAUACAUGGAAAAUGUGAAAAUCUCCAAAAUGGCUAUAAAUGUAUAUGCAAUAACGGCUUUACUGGAAAAAAUUGCGAAGUUGAAGUAAAUCCGUGCGAUUCUAAUCCAUGUUUAUUUGGAACUUGUGAAAGGAAGGGACGAAGUUUUGUUUGCGUCUGUGAUGCAGGUUGGGGUGGCGAACAAUGCACUGAACCAUUAAACCAAUGUUCAAAGAAACCUUGCGAACACGGAACCUGCACUGCGGUAGGUGUAGAUAAAUUCGAUUGCUGUUGCGAUCCAGGCUGGACUGGAAAAACGUGUGAUGUUAAUAUUGAUGAAUGCGCUUCAACACCUUGUGUUCACGGCGGUUGUGUUGAUGGUGUAAACCACUAUACUUGCGAAUGUAAUGCAGGUUUUACAGGCAUACAUUGCGAAAUAGAUAUUGACGAAUGCGCAUCUAAUCCUUGUAAGAAUGGUGCUUGCGAAGAUCUUGUAAACGGUUACAAAUGUCACUGUAAACCUGGUUGGACUGGACCAAAUUGUGAAAUUGAUAUGGACGAAUGCGCAUCUUCACCUUGCCUUCACGGAAGUUGUGAAGAUUUAAUAAAUGGAUAUAGGUGUCUCUGUAAUCCGGGUUAUACUGGAAAAUUAUGUGAAUUAGACAUUGAUGAAUGUGCAAGUUCCCCAUGUCAUAAUGGUGAAUGUUUGAAUCUGAUUAACAAAUACGAGUGCAUUUGUGAACCUGGUUGGACUGGCGUCAAUUGUGAAAUUAACAUUGAUGAAUGUGAAUCAAAUCCUUGCGUAAAUGGCGAAUGUAGAGAUAAAAUAAAUGGUUAUGUCUGUAUCUGUAAACCAGGAUGGACUGGUGUCAAUUGCGCAAUUGACAUUGACGAAUGUGCUUCUAAUCCUUGCCUUCAUGGUGCUACUUGUGUUGAUAAGGUAAACGGAUAUCGAUGCGUCUGCGCCGAUGGUUGGACUGGUGAAAGGUGUCAACAUAAUAUAAACGAAUGCGAAUCAAAUCCUUGUCAGCACGGUGUAUGCGAAGAUCUAAUUAACGGUUAUAAAUGUAUCUGUAAUGAAGGUUUUACUGGAACAAACUGCGAUUGCUUGGUAGAUGUAUGUGCUUCUUUCCCAUGCUUAAACGGUUGGUGCGUAAGUAAAGGACCGGGCCAAUACGGAUGCAUUUGUAAUAGAGGCUAUACUGGAAAACGAUGCGAAAAUUCAAUCGACAACUGCUUAUCGCAGCCGUGUUUGAAUGGAGGAACAUGCAAUAGCAGACCUUCUAGAUACUUUUGUGAAUGUCCUGAGGAAUUUGUUGGACAACACUGCGAAAUUAUAAAGGAUAAUUGUAGAAGUAACCCCUGUCAAAAUGCUGGAACAUGUAUUAACUCCAUUGGAAGAUAUAAGUGUCAAUGUAGAACAGGAUAUUGGGGUCACAACUGCCAACAUAAAUCUGGUAAGAUUGAAAAGCCAGGAAAAAUUGAAAGACCUGGAAAAAUUGAAAGACCAGGAAAGAUUGAAAGACCUGGAAAAAUUGAAAGACCAGGAAAAAUUGAAAGACCAGGAAAGAUUGAAAGACCUGGAAAAAUUGAAAGACCAGGAAAAAUUGAAAGACCAGGAAAGAUUGAAAGACCUGGAAAAAUUGAAAGACCAGGAAAAAUUGAAAGACCAGGAAAGAUUGAAAAGCCAGGAAAAGUUGAGAGACCAGGAAAAAUUGAAAGACCUGGAAAGAUUGAGAGACCAGGAAAAAUUGAGAGACCAGGAAAAGUUGAGAGACCAGGAAAGAUUGAAAGACCAGGAAAAAUUGAAAGACCUGGAAAGAUUGAAAAGCCAGGAAAAGUUGAGAGACCAGGAAAAAUUGAAAGACCAGGAAAGAUUGAAAGACCUGGAAAGAUUGAAAAGCCGGGAAAGAUUGAGAAACCCGGCAAAAUUGAAAGACCUGGAAAAAUUGAAAAGCCAGGAAAGAUUGAAAAGCCAGGAAAAAUUGAAAGACCUGGAAAGAUUGAAAAGCCAGGAAAGAUUGAGAGACCAGGAAAAAUUGAAAAGCCGGGAAAAAUAGAAAAGCCAGGAAAAAUUGAAAGACCUGGAAAGAUUGAAAAGCCAGGAAAAAUUGAGAGACCAGGAAAAAUUGAAAAGCCGGGAAAAAUAGAAAAACCUGGAAAAAUUGAAGGACCAGAAAAGACUGAAAGACCGCCGAAAACUGAUGGACCGGGAAAGACAGAAAGACCACCUAAGACAGAUGGUCCGGGAAAAACUGAAAGACCACCUAAGACUGACGGACCAGGAAAAACUGAGAGACCACCUAAGACUGAUGGACCAGGAAAGACUGAAAGACCACCUAAGACUGAUGGACCAGGAAAAACUGAGAGACCACCUAAGACUGAUGGACCAGGAAAAACUGAGAGACCACCUAAGACUGAUGGACCAGGAAAGACUGAAAGACCACCUAAGACUGAUGGACCAGGAAAAACUGAGAGACCACCUAAAACUGACGGACCAGGAAAAACUGAAAGACCACCUAAAACUGAUGGACCAGGAGAGACUGAAAUCCCACCUUUCCGAACAACAACACCAACUCCUCCGUCAGGCGGUGGUUAUAGCUGUGGAUCAAAUAACCCUUGUACCCCAGAAAAUAUAGAACAAGGCAGAUUCUAUUUCCCUCAUGUUCAAAGGGAGAAAUUCGUUCAAUGCAGCCAGUGGGGACAAUGUUUUGAGAAGUCUUGUCCACCUGGUCUAGUGUGGGAUGCCGGUGCAGUAACCUGUAAUUGGCCUUAA
Dimorphilus gyrociliatus is the source of this 4705-nucleotide messenger RNA. Lineage: Eukaryota; Metazoa; Annelida; Polychaeta; Dinophilidae. The record is from the annotation of a GenBank genome assembly.